Syngnathus acus (greater pipefish) is the source of this 2443-nucleotide messenger RNA. RefSeq names its product muscleblind-like protein 2a. The transcript has 9 exons. Gene Ontology annotation, molecular function: metal ion binding. NCBI's taxonomy places the organism in Eukaryota, Metazoa, Chordata, Actinopteri, Syngnathiformes, Syngnathidae. The record is from RefSeq and is a predicted model, not a curated record. Bases 603 to 1727 code for a protein of 374 amino acids.
UGUCAAAAGCUUGUUGCUCAAAGCUGUGUAAUGUCACAAAGUAAUGGCUGUUGGUAAAUGAGGUCCCCGUAGUUGGUGAGAUACUUCAGCUACCGUUUCGUUCGACAUCAAGCGGUUGUCGAGCGCUCGUUUUGGCCACACGGUUGGGGUUUGACUCGCCGCGUCUGAGCUGUGGUGCGUUGCCGCAUGCCCCCCUCCCCUUAUCCUGCUCCGACCAACCUCGCGGGCAGCGGUUCAUCCGCGGCGAUGAGCUCACCAAUAUAGGUGCCUUUAAGAAGAUAUCCACAGCUUGAAGUAGGAGGAAAGUCCGUUCUUUUUCUUUGGGGCCAGAAACAACAUCCAAGGGCCGCUUCUUUGCACAUCGUCAAAGAAGGAUAAGGGUAUAAAGAAGCACCUGGUCUCGCUUAGUUUCCAAAGCAAAGCCAGUGAGCGGUGGUGUACGAUGGAUGGGUGAUCUCCGAGCUCAGCGAACCUCCUUCGGAUCUUUCUAGCUCCAGCUCAUGGAGGACUCAUGUUUUAGGAGAGGAGUGUGAUCGGCCUUCAGCUUUCUGCACCGUGAUUGUCUUAUAAUAAAAACAGUUUAUGAUCAAAAACCUUUGGACAUGGCGUCGGGGAGAGAUACAAAAUGGCUGACCCUGGAAGUGUGUCGACAGUUUCAGCGAGGAAACUGUUCACGUAGUGACGAGGAGUGCAAAUUUGCUCACCCGCCAAAGAGCUGCCAAGUGGAAAAUGGGAGGGUCAUCGCCUGCUUCGACUCACUAAAAGGCCGAUGCUCUCGAGAGAACUGCAAGUACCUCCAUCCACCUUCCCACUUAAAGACUCAGCUGGAAAUAAACGGGCGCAACAAUCUCAUUCAGCAGAAAACAGCAGCUGCUGUGCUCGCCCAGCAGAUGCAGAUCAUGAUCCCUACAGCCAGUCUGCCGUCUGUGGGUCUUGGCACUAACUCUGGUCUCGGCUACGGUUCCUACUUGACGCCCCUAAGCCACGGGAUGGGCCUUCUUCCCACAGACAUCCUCCCCAACAGUCAGGUUCUCGUUUCAGGGAGCGCGCCUGUCACGGUUCAGAGCUCGCCUUCUUCCUCCUCUUCUUCGCCCUCCCAGAAGCUCCAGCGCACCGACAAACUGGAGGUGUGUCGCGAGUUUCAGCGAGGGACCUGCACUCGGGGAGAAACGGACUGCCGCUUUGCCCACCCCAGCGACAACCCCAUGAUCGAUAGCGUCGACAAUACCGUCACCGUUUGCAUGGACUACAUCAAGAGCCGCUGCAGCCGCGACAAGUGCAAGUAUUUUCACCCGCCUGCGCACUUGCAGGCCAAAAUUAAGUCCGGUCAACAUCAGACAGCCAUGGCGGCCCAGGCCACAGCUGCAGCCGUGACUCAGUCGACUGCCAAAGCAAUGAAGCGACCCCUCGAGGCAACUGUAGACCUGGGCUUCCCCCACAGCCUCCUGCAACCGCUACCAAAGAGGGCAGCUCUGGAGAAGAGCAACUGGGCCAGCUCAUUGCUCAGCCCCAGUUUGUUGCACUACCAGCAGGCUCUGGCCAGCACGCAGUUGCAGCAGCCCACGGCCGCAUUCUACCCCGCAGGGUCUGUUUUCUGUAUGGCUCCUGCGAACAGCGUCGAUCAUUCUCAAGUAACCGCCAGAAACAGGUGCCACCCGGAUCCCGAGCAGCCCGUCUGUACAUACAGUGUUCACAGCGCACGUCACCUACAGCAAGCCGCAUGCUGAUCAAGGACCACCAGUGGAGUUCAUGGCCACACACAGUCCGGUAUCCCAUUAAGGUCACACACAAGACCCUACUCAUGGAAUACCGUACAUGCAUUGUAAUUACGGAAGAAGUAACAGAAGCAUCUAAACCGCGUUGUACUGGAAGAUACUAACAGAUAGACGUGUUAGCUGAAAUUCUAACAAUGUAAAUCGUCACGUCAAAUGUGCAUCAUGGCAGCACCCGCUGUAAAAGGGGUCACAGCCAUGUUAGAGAUUGUUCACUUUCUUGAAUGCAUUGUUUCAGUCAUGAUUGUUUGACCUUGUGCCAGAUUCAAUUGUUUUAUUAGUGAAAAGCACUUAUUUUAAUUUAUAUCAAUAUAAAGAAGGCUCUGGGUGUACAGGCUUUUAUUCACAGUGAGCAGUGCUCCUCCACCUGGUGUGCCUUUGCAUUGCAUUGAAAGUCUGUUUGCCGCUCUUGACCCAAACAAGUGUGCUAGUUAAGGCCACAGAGUUAACCUUUUGUUUUUUUUCUUUUCCUCCCCUCAAAAGAAAAUUGGGUCAGAAUGACAGGUAUUUUACAUAACCGUCGUAGAGUUUAUCCAGUGUAUAUUCAAAUAGAAACGUGAUCCUGCGAGGACUGAACUAAUUUGUAACCGUUCAGUUUUGAAUGUUACAAGUGCCUAAAGAGUCGUCAUAUUUAAGGGGCUUCGAAUGACAUUGUCCUGUAUUUAAAAAAA